AUGAGCCCUCAUUCGGAUGAUGAUGAUUUUCCUGCUAAAGAAGAGGAUGAAGUGUCCAUUCCUCGCGCUUCGCUUAAUAAGUUUGUCAAGGAGGUACUACCAGAUGCACGGUUAACUACAGAAACACGUGAUCUUCUCCUAAAUUGCUGUCAUUGUUUUAUUCACAAAUUGGCUACGGAAGCUAAUAUCGCAUGUUCUAAAGCUAAUAAAAAGACUAUAAGUCCACAGCAUAUACUUGAGGGUCUGGAUGCCAUGAACUUAUCUUCCUAUAAAGAACAUGCUGAAGUGGCUUGUCAGGAAGCUAAAGAAGAAAUCAAAGGUCGAAAAAUGCUUAGUGCUAGUUAUCGGUUUAAACACCAAGACAGCGAAGAGUUGGAAAGACUAGCUAAAGAACAACAAGAAAUUUUCGAACAGGCAAGGGCUGAUUUCAUUGGGGAACGGUUAGACAGAGAAGACUUGUUGGCAGCUUCAAAUUGUGCUGCAUCAGACCUUAGUAACUACAUGAUCGGACAUGGAUUAUCACAGUCUUGUAAUUAUCCAAAUGUUAACUCUGGAGAUAUUAAUUCAGCAACCGAAUCAUCUACUUUGCCUACAGCUACUGGAUCCGGACGAAUUUUAGGCUCUUCAGUCAUUGGAGAUGAUGAUAAUUAUGACGAGUAA
Schistosoma guineensis is the source of this 660-nucleotide messenger RNA. The record is from the annotation of a GenBank genome assembly. Lineage: Eukaryota; Metazoa; Platyhelminthes; Trematoda; Strigeidida; Schistosomatidae.